This is a messenger RNA of Microplitis demolitor, 4819 nucleotides long. RefSeq names its product MLX-interacting protein (gene Mondo). The record is from RefSeq and is a predicted model, not a curated record. Gene Ontology annotation, molecular function: DNA-binding transcription factor activity, RNA polymerase II-specific; protein dimerization activity; RNA polymerase II cis-regulatory region sequence-specific DNA binding. The transcript is spliced from 10 exons. Gene Ontology annotation, biological process: regulation of transcription by RNA polymerase II. Lineage: Eukaryota; Metazoa; Arthropoda; Insecta; Hymenoptera; Braconidae. Bases 433 to 3537 code for a protein of 1034 amino acids. Gene Ontology annotation, cellular component: nucleus.
UGCAGUCCGCGCUCGAGGCGCACGUUCGCCUUACUCAGCUGUUAUUAAUUAUUUAACAAUAAAUACAUGGACAAAAUAAUCGACAUAUUAUUUAUUUACUUUAAAAGUAAAUCAAAUGUUAUUUUAAUAUCAGUAUGAAACUGGGUGUACCGCGUAGUAAAGCUUACGGUUUAAAACCAGGGCUCAUUGCGCGUAAAUUAUUCAUUGUCUGACAGCGUCUGUUACUCUUAUUUUUUAUCUUGUUAUUAACGUGCUGUUAAACUUUUUUUUUAUUGUUAUUAUUCUCAUACAUUUCACUACGCCAUCGUGUCUUACUCUAUCAAAAUUAUCAACUCGUUAUCAAAAGUUAUUAAAAAUAACCCGUUUUUUAAAUCCCGCUGCUAAGAAAAAAAAAAACAAGAAGUGGCCACGAGGAUUAACGAGUGACAGGAAAUGCAGACUGAGUUGAUGUACCGAAAACCAAUGAUUACAACACGAGGAAUGUCUACAUUAAAUCACAACAUGAGUGUCCAUCGUCUCAAGAGAGAUUCUAAAGAUUCACGUGAAACAAUUCACUCUGGACAUUUUAUGGUUUCGGACUUUGAAGCUGAAGCUCAGGAUGAUGAAGAUGAACUCGCUGUACCUGUACCUGAAGAAGAGGCUGUGAGAAAUACUAUUAUAGCACCUGUUGGUCUCGCGUUAGGUAAAUCUAUUGCCAACUCAUUGAUGGAUAAAACUUCACAACAGCUGAGCAUUGAGACUUCUUUGAAUAAAUUAUUCCAGUGCAUGUCGUUAGCUUACAGACAGAAGUUAACAUCACCCAAGUGGAAUCGUUUCAAAGGAAUACGUCUGAGAUGGAAAGACAAGAUAAGAUUGAACAACGUAAUCUGGAGAUGUUGGCAUAUGCAGUUUAUAUUGAAGCAAAAUACUUUGGUGUGUCAAUUUGCAUCACCUCUGGAUGUUGAUACUCAUAAUAAACCUGAAGCUGUGGUGCUUGAAGGCAAAUAUUGGAAGCGAAAACUUGCUGCUGUUACUGCUGAGUACAAAAAAUGGCGAAUGUUUUACCGAAACAAAAUAUUGGGAUGGACCAACAAGGAUGGCAUGUUGGAAUCAAUGGAUAUGUUAGAUUGGGACACCGGUGUAAUGAAUUCAUCGUCUUGUUUUCCUGGGAGUAUGAUGAACUCUCAUGGAAAUGCAAGUGGUAUGCAAGGCCCGGAUAGUAUGAUGGUCGAUGAAGAUUACAUGGAAUUAAUGACAGACACUUUAUUCUCAACGAUAAGUUCUAACCAGCCCAUAUAUUUUCCUGAUCCCCGUGAAAUCGCCAGAGGUGCAAGUCUAGCGGACUUCAUCCAACCAAGUCUCGGCCCACUCCAGCCCAACCUCGAUGACUUCAUGGAUACUCUGGAGCCUCUGCAAGAAUUUUUAAAUUCAAAACUCCCGCCAGUUCCCGAGGAGGAAGAUAUAUUUCGCAGUGGGACACUCAACAGCAAUUACUCCGACUUAGAUUUAAUGGCAUCUAUGAAUCAAGUCAAUCAAUUAUCUGAAGCAUCAAAUGACGUGUCAGUUCAACAGCAAUCACUACGUCAAGACCAAAAUGACAUGCAAGCUCUCCAGUACACAGCUAAAAUUUAUACUCAGCCACAAGACUCUUAUCGCAACAACAUGAUUGACACUUACACACCGCGUCAAUCAUACGAAAAUCAAAUUAAAGAAAAAACACCACGUGGUAGAUCAGUGAAUCGCAACCGCGUUAUCCAGCAGCCCCAAGCAUUCAAUCAAAAUCCUCAAGUUAUUUAUCAACCCCAAUCCCGCGGUUACAAUUCAGACCUGCAGCCCCUGCACCUCAAUACCAGCAACCAAGUACCCAUGAAUUUGAAUUCAAAUCAAAUGACAAUUGACAACGUCAAUCUCGUAACUAAUUUCUCUCUCUCCCAAGAUUCCCAGCCGCAACAACGAGUGUUACGUCCAUUGCCACAAAUGUCCGACCCCUUCAAACUAGUGCCUCAACAAAAUUAUAAAUUACCCACCGCCACAUCUCUACCAUCAUCGUCAUCAUCUUCAUCUUCGUCAUCCUCAACAUCAACGUCAUCUUUAUCAUCGUCCCAGUCAUACAAUCAGUACAAAUAUAAACUAAAUAAUACAAAAGUAGCACAACCAGUAACAGUUACCGUGUCAUCAUCAAAUCCAUCGCAGUCGCACAUUUUACUUCAGUGUAAGCCAUCAGGAUUAGACUUGUCCACAUCAAUACAGCAAACUAAAAUCGUACCACGUCCAUCCAGCAGUACGUCGUCUGUAAAUACAGAAAAAGAAGACAUAUUUGCGGUACCUAAAUAUCAAAUGAAAGCGCGAAGUCGUUCGCGCAGUAGCUCAGCGUUAUCAGUAACGCGGAAUCAUCCAGCGCCUUUAGUAUCAGCAGUAAGUGAUCCAGCGUUGAAUUUAAAUAAUAAUGUCCUUCUUGCCCACUUGUUGACUAAUAAUACAACUGGAUUGUAUACUGUGACAAGUGGCCCGGAAAAAAUAAUUACGACUGUCGCAAAUCAGCAGACUAUGAGCAGUAAUUCGGGUAUCAAAAAUAUACUUCCGGUUAAUAUGCUACCGAGUAAUGCUGGGCAAGUUGGUAGCACGAGUGUAAGUCAUCUGACAAAUCAUGUGGGUGUUGGUGGUGUGCAAACGUUGAGUUCAAAUCCUGGACAGUCGACGAUACAGCGUGUAAAUUCAACAGUUAUGCUAACAAACCAAAGUCCGAGUCCGAGUCAUCAGCAAGUUCAAGUGCCGAGUCAUCAGCAGAAUAGUCCAGGUUCCCCUAAUGACUCUAGUGCGCACAGUCCUCAAGCACUGAGUAUAAGUCCUCUUCACAGUCCUAUGAGCAUCGGGAGCCCGCUGUCACCGUCGAGGAUUUACGUCAAAGGUGAAUCUAGCGAACGCGGAACGUACAAAGAGUCGCGACGAGUUGGACACAUUCAUGCUGAACAAAAACGUAGAUAUAAUAUUAAAACUGGGUUUGAUACGCUGCAUAGUUUGAUACCGCAACUGAAUCAGAAUCCUAAUGCCAAAUUAAGCAAGGCCGCGAUGCUGCAAAAGGGUGCGGAGUACAUCAGGCAGUUAAGGACUGAGAGAAAUCAAUUGAAAGAAGAAAUGGAUAAUUUGAGAAAGGAAAUUGAUGCACUUAACACUUCUAUAAGUAAUAGUCAGUCGCAGUUACCAGCCACGGGUGCACCUGUAUCCCGACAAAGGACUAAUAAAAUGAGGGAAAUGUAUGAUGAUUAUGUACGCAAGCGUACGCAAGAAAAUUGGAAAUUUUGGAUCUUCAGCAAGUUGUUGGAGCCUUUGUUGAUAUCGUUUAAUGGCUCCGUUUCAACCUCGAGUAUAAGUGAUCUCUGUAGAAGUACGGUCAUGUGGGCUGACCAAUACUGCGCACUUGUAGAUCUUAGACCAGCUGUAUUAAAUUCAUUGAGGUAUCUCUGUACUGCAACAGACAUACUUUCAGAUCCUGAACGAUUACCUGAAGAAGCUCUGGCAGCUGUUAAUCGUACAGAUAAACAAAAAUCAACGCAGUAAUAAACAUGACUGUCAUGUUUAUUAAUAAUAAUUAAUACUAAAUAAAUAUUAUUGUUUUAUUUUAUUUUAUUUUUUUUUUAUGUUUAAUAGAAAGUUCUAAGACCGUUAAUCUGAAGCUAAAAAAAGUUAUGGCACAAAUUUAUUGUUGAAAAAAACCUGUGCAAUUUUACGUUCUUAUUUGUUACGUCACAAUUAUAAAAUAACACUGACAUAAUUAAUAUUUCUAACGUGUAAAACGUUAAUUGAGAAGUUUUUAAAUUGAAAAUUUAUAAUUUUAUUUUGUUUAAUUUCCUCUAUAAAUUUUAUUUUUAAACUUCUCAAUAGUCAAUUAAAGUUAAUUAAUGUUGUUGUUUUUGUUCUUUUUUUUAUGUAAAGGUACAAAUUAUAAUCAAAAGUAUGGAAUGAUAAAUAAUUGAUAAAUUGUAUUUUUCUGGCCAUUACUUGCCGACUAUAGGCUUCUUUAUUUUUUAAAAUUAUGGCAAUUAUUUAAAAUUCCAUACUUUGAACAAAAAAAAAAUAAAUAUAUAUAUAAAUAAAGUAAAAGACCCAAUUAUUGGCACUUAUUUUUAUUAUUUACUUCUUUUUUCAUACUUUUAUUAAAUAUUUUGAAUAUUUAUAUAAAAAAUGGACUUUUAAUUUAUAAUACAAAAAAUUGGACAAAAAAAAAUUUAUUUUACGUCCAUAGAGAUUACGAUAUGCUAAUAAUUAAUUAUCUAAAAUACUCCUCUAUAUUUAAUUAAAAAUUUUAAUUAUUAAUUAAAAUAAUGAACUUAAAAAAAAAAAAAAAACAACAGGAAUCGGGAUCUCAACAAUUAACAUCAAAAUUUUUAAAGAUAUUUUUGUAUGUAAAAUUUUUAUCUAAACCCCAAUUAAAUUUAUUUAUUAAUGAGAAGUAAAAAUAUAUCUUAUUAGAGUCGAUAAUUGGAACCUUUACUUUACAGAUACUUAUGUAAAUUAUAAAAUUUAUCUAUUAUUAUUAUUAAUAUUAAAAAAAAAUGUACCUAUAAGAUAAAAAAAAAAAGUUAUAAAUAUUUUUUAUACCAAUCGGCACUUAACGUUUUAAAAAAACGUCGAAAAAUAUAAUACUUAUUUAAAAGUAAUUCUAUUAUUACGAAAAAAAAUUUAUAGACUUGUAAAAAAUAACAAGCGGAUGUUAAAAAAAAUUUUGCUAUCAAAUUUACAUUAAUUAAAAAUUGUAAAAACUAAACAAAAAAUAUAAACAAAUUAAUAAACAGUUUGUUAUUAAAAUGAUGCAUAAAUUAAUAAAAUUGACAUUAUUUUA